AUUGGCGGUGCCAGGGAGGUCUCAUAGAUGGCUGUUCUGCUUUGCAGAAGCUUGCGGGUCACGGGUCUGCUUCCUCUGCUUAGCCGGGGGCUGGGCUGGUCCCAUUUGCCUCAGGUGCCCCAGCACCAGCUCCUUGUUUGGCCCAGAGGAUGUGUCCAAAACUAAUGGGUGGACGGAAGGAUGGGUGGACAGGUCAGCUGUCAGCCGAAUGCUGUUUUCAGAGCCAGAUCUAGGUGGUGUUUCAUUCAUCCAUCCACCCACCCACCCAACUUUUUUCACCUUUUAGAGCAAGAAAAACAGGAUGACAGCUUGUUUGCCUCACUGCAAGGACCAAGGCUGGGUGUCUCAGGGCUCAGAGCACAGUCUUGGCUUCUGUCUGAUGUUUGGCCCUGUGCAGUCUGCGUGUCCUGUCUGAUCACUGGCUUGUCUUCUCUGCCCAGUCCUGGGGUGGACACUCAGCUCCAGCCCGCCUGGCUCCUGCCUCCUCCCUGCCCUGGGCACUUGCCUCAGUCUUCUUUCUUGGUCCCCUCUGCUUCAUCAUUCCCUGGGCCCAGCACACUCCCUGAGGCCUGUACCACCACCACCAUCCCAGCAUCUUAGCAUGACUUUCGAGGCCCUGCUGACGGGCUUCUCUUUUACCUCCUGGGGCUCUGAUGAGGAUGCCCUUGGGUACCGAAGAGCUCUGGAAAUAGUCAACAUUGUUGGAUAAUGGUGGGGGAUUGUCUUUAAAAUUCUGAGUAUUAUUUCUUCAUUUAUUCUUUCCAUCAUGCAACCCCCGUUAUUGAUAACCUUGGACCUGGGUGUGAGGGAUACCGGGAUGAAUGAGACAAUCAUUUCCAAUUUCCAGACCCGUGGGCAGCGCCUCAGCUCCCCUUCCUCCAGUCCUGGAGCCCCCUCACCCCUGACUUUACAGCUUAGUCUUCUCCAAGUUUUCCCCUGGGUGAAUGGGUGCCCGCCUAUGGGGUCGUGGUUGUGCUAUCCUAAGUCAGGGCAUGUUCACAAGUCCACAGUCAGGAGGCCCUGUCCUUCCCCUGAACAGCUAAAGAACUCAAGAGCUGGACUUUGGAAGUAGGCAGAUUAGAGUGGGAAUCCUAACUCUCUGCUUACUUGCUGUGUGACCCUGAGCAAGUCACUCCACCUCUCUGAACUUCACUUUCUUUGAUUGUAAAAUGGGGAUGACAAGAAUACCUGCCUUCCAGUGUCAGUGUGCCUUCACAAGGCAGACGCACCCUCCGAGGGACUGAGCUAGCUCUGAAGGCCCGGCGCUGACACUGCUCCCUGCGAAACGGCCUUCCGACCCGGCAGGCCUGCCGGGGACACACUUUGACUAAAGGGCCCCAGACCGCCCUAGCUUCAGGCCUCCCCGCCCCCUCCUUAAGCACGAUGAUCUCAGGCGAGUCAGCGUAGGUGAAGUGCGGCACACGGCCAUGCUGCUUUCUUGAGAACAAGGAUGGCCGAGCCUCGAUUUAACAACCCCUACUUCUGGCCCCCUCCUCCCACCAUGCCCAGCCAGCUGGACAACCUGGUCCUGAUUAACAAGAUCAAGGAGCAGCUGAUGGCGGAGAAGAUCCGGCCGCCUCACCUGCCGCCCACCUCGGCGUCGUCGCAGCAGCCGCUGCUGGUGCCGCCGGCGCCCGCCGAGAGCAGCCAGGCCGUCAUGUCCCUGCCCAAGCUGCAGCAGGUGCCCGGGCUGCACCCGCAGGCCGUGCCGCAGCCCGACGUGGCGCUGCACGCGCGGCCGGCCACCAGCACUGUCACAGGUCUGGGGCUCUCCUCGCGGACCCCGGCUGUGAGCACGUCGGAGUCAAGCGUGGGUACGGGGAGCAGCACCCCAUCCACACCCACCACCACCAGCCAGAGUCGCCUCAUCGCCUCGUCCCCCACCCUCAUCUCAGGGAUCACCAGCCCCCCCCUCCUGGACUCCAUCAAGACAAUCCAGGGCCACGGCCUGCUUGGCCCCACAAAGUCUGAGCGCGGCCGAAAAAAGAUCAAGGCGGAGAACCCAGGCGGGCCGCCCGUCCUUGUUGUCCCCUACCCCAUCCUGGCCUCGGGCGAGACCGCCAAGGAGGGCAAGACGUACAGGUGUAAGGUAUGCCCACUGACCUUCUUUACCAAGUCUGAGAUGCAGAUCCACUCCAAGUCGCACACAGAGGCCAAGCCCCACAAGUGCCCGCACUGCUCCAAGUCCUUUGCCAACGCCUCCUACCUGGCCCAGCACCUGCGCAUCCACCUGGGCGUCAAGCCCUACCACUGCUCCUACUGUGAUAAGUCCUUCCGACAGCUCUCCCACCUCCAGCAGCACACCAGAAUCCAUACAGGCGACAGACCCUACAAGUGCCCACAUCCUGGCUGCGAAAAGGCUUUCACUCAGCUCUCCAACCUCCAGUCUCACCAGCGCCAGCACAACAAGGACAAGCCCUACAAGUGUCCCAACUGCUACCGGGCCUACUCGGACUCCGCCUCGCUGCAGAUCCACCUCUCGGCCCACGCCAUCAAGCACGCCAAGGCAUACUGCUGCAGCAUGUGCGGGCGGGCCUACACCUCGGAGACCUACCUGAUGAAGCACAUGUCCAAACACACGGUGGUGGAGCACCUGGUGAGCCACCACUCACCGCAGAGGACGGAGUCCCCCGGCAUCCCGGUGCGAAUCUCCCUCAUCUGAGCCGGCCCCACGUGCCGCCCUGCCCGGCAGACACGAACCCAGGCAGCACCAGGGCCCGGCUCCCUCCAGCGGCCCUCUAGGGACAGCUGAGCCCUCUCAUGACCUUCCUGACCUUCCAGAAGGCCUGGGCCACUGAAGCCCUGCCUGGUCUGGCUCCUGGGGCAGCCAGGCCAACUGCAAGAUUCUGGACUGUUUUGGUGGCAUCCAAAGACGAUUCUCAGAGCACUUUGAACCUCUUUGUUGAGUUCUCUUUUUGUUCCCCACCCUUCACUUUCUUCACUGUUUUUUUUUUUUUAAUUUGUUUUGGAAGAAUCAAAAAAAAAAAAAAAAAAGAAAGAUAUUUAUUGG
Molecule: messenger RNA, 3010 nt
Organism: Choloepus didactylus (southern two-toed sloth)
Lineage: Eukaryota; Metazoa; Chordata; Mammalia; Pilosa; Megalonychidae
Gene: ZNF362
Product: zinc finger protein 362
Exons: 9
Coding region: 1451-2662 (403 amino acids)
Biological process (GO): negative regulation of transcription by RNA polymerase II; central nervous system development
Cellular component (GO): nucleus
Molecular function (GO): RNA polymerase II cis-regulatory region sequence-specific DNA binding; DNA-binding transcription repressor activity, RNA polymerase II-specific
Source: RefSeq, a predicted model, not a curated record